AUGCCUCUGAUGAGCUCUCGUCCUGAUCCAUGCAGCGAAGUAAACUGUGGGAAAGGAUAUGUUUGCAAAGUUACUCACAAUCAGGCACAGUGUUUUCCAGAACCUCAGUCCUGCAAUACUUUCCAAUGCCAAGAAGGGAUGCUCUGUGCAAUAGCUGAUGGCUUGCCCAGAUGUGUUCCUUACCCAUCAUCUUGUCAUCAUGUCCAAUGCAAAGAAGGGACAAUUUGUAAUCUGGCAGAUGGCUUCCCUAAAUGUGUUCCAGUGCCACAAUCAUGUGCCUCCAUUCAGUGCAAAGAAGGUACCAUCUGUGCAGUUGUUAACAGUUGGCCUCAAUGUGUUCCAGUGCCUGUAUCCUGCCAAAACAUUCGAUGCAACCCAGGAAUGGUGUGUGCACUCAUGAAUGGCUGGCCCCAGUGUGUGCCCAACGAACCUUCCUGCCACAACAUCCAUUGCAAAGCUGGAACUGAAUGUCAGAUUGUUCAUGGCCAGGCUCAGUGCAUCCCAGCAUCUGCAUCAUGCAGUGACAUCCUAUGUGAAAAAGGAGCCAUGUGUGAGAUGGUCAAUGGCCGAGCAAAGUGUGUCCCAUUGCCACCAUCCUGCCUCCAUAUUGAAUGCAAGCAAGGAACUAUGUGUGAUAUGGUUGAUGGUUGGCCAGAAUGCAUUCCAAGGCCAGCUUGCAAAGAUUUAAAUUGUGAAGCUGGUACUGAAUGCAAAACUGUGAAUCACCUGCCCAGAUGCUUUCCUGUCUCACUGUCCUGUGACCAAAUUCACUGCAAGCCUGGGUCUGUAUGUGAACUAGCAGAUGGUAAGCCCUUAUGUGUGCCUAUCCCACCCUCUUGCAACAAGAUCCACUGUGAAGAAGGAACAAUCUGCGAGAUCCUUGAUGGUGUACCAAAAUGUGUGCCUGCCAUCAUCUCCUGUAACAAUGUACAGUGCCCAGUGGGAUCCAUCUGUGAAAUGAUCAACAAGUGGCCCACGUGCAAGCCUCUCCCACACACCUGUGGGAGUAUUGAGUGCAACAAAGGAACAGUCUGUGACAUCGUCAAUGGCUGGCCAACAUGCAUUCCAGGUGCACCAACAACUUGUGCAUCCAUUGUUUGCAAAGAGGAAGCUGUGUGUGAAAUGGUACAUGGCAUACCAACCUGUAUACCCACCCUGCUGUCUUGUGACAGAUAUAAGUGCAGAGAGGGAACUAUUUGUGAAGCUGUCCAUGGGUGGCCCAUGUGCAUACCUUUGCCAUCUUUGUGUCAGAAAAUAGAGUGCGCUCCAGACACUGUUUGUAAGAUAACUGAUGGCUGGCCUAAAUGUGUUCCAACCCCACCCACUUGUGACAGGCUUCAGUGUAAAGUGGGAACCAUCUGUGAAAAAGUAAAUGGCCAGCCUGUGUGUGUUCCACUCCCUCGCUCUUGUGAGCACAUCUAUUGCAAACAAGGGACAGUUUGUGAAAUUGUGGGAGAAUGGGCAAAAUGUGUACCGAUUCCCCCAUCCUGUGACAAAAUCCACUGCAGACAGGAGACCACCUGUAAAAUAAUUAAUCACUGGCCUCAGUGUGUCCCCCUCCCACCAACCUGUGACAAACUACACUGUGGAGAUAGCACUGUUUGUGAAAUUAUUGAUGACUGGCCCAUGUGUGUGCCUGUUCCACCUUCCUGUGAUAAAAUCCAGUGCAAAGAGGGAACGAUCUGUGAAAUGGUUGAUGACUGGCCCAAAUGUAGUCAAAUCUUGAACUCCUGUGAAAAAGUCCACUGCCAUGCAGGGACCACAUGUGAAAUAUAUGAUGGGCUUCCAAAAUGUAUUCCCACGUCCCCUUCCUGUGACAAUUUCCGUUGUCAAGAAGGGUUUAUCUGUCAGAUCAAUAAUGGAUGGCCAAAGUGUGUUCCUGGUCUCUCUGCUUGUCAAAAACUCAACUGCAGUGCUGGAACAAUAUGUGAGACAUUUCAUGGGCAGCCCAAAUGUGUCCCCAUCACAACUUCCUGUGCUAAUGUCAUCUGCAAGGAAGGAACUGUUUGUGAAGCCAGUCACGGUUGGCCCAGAUGUGUUCCCAUGUCACUCCCUUGUGAGAACUUCAAAUGCAGUGAAGGGACUGUGUGUGAGAUAUAUGAAGGGCGACCAAAAUGUCUCCCCAUCUCACCUUCUUGUAACAAUUUUCAAUGCAACCAUGGAGCAGUUUGUGAAAUCAGCCAUGGUUGGCCCAGAUGUGUUCCUAUCUCUCUUUCUUGUGAAAAUGUCAGGUGCGGUGAAGGAACUGUGUGUGAGAUUUAUGAAGGGCAGCCAAAAUGCCUUCUUAGAUCCCCCUCUUGUGACAAAUUCCAUUGUAAGAGUGGAACAGUGUGUCAAAUAAAUAAUGGUUGGCCACAGUGCGUGCCCAUCACACCUUCCUGUGGCCAGUUUCACUGUCCUGCUAGGACUAUCUGUGACAUGGCAAGUGGAUGGCCCCAAUGCACUCCCAUGCCAACGUCCUGUGAAAAUACCCAUUGUCAAAAUGGGACUAUUUGUCAAAUUAUAAAUGAUUGGCCCAAAUGCGUGCUCCCUACCCAUUCAUGCCAGACAAUUCAAUGCUGGGAGGGAACUGUUUGUAGCAUUGUGAAUGGUUUACCUACAUGUGUCCCUGCUGUAUCUCCCCAAGCGAUGUGUUGGGCCUCUGGUCAGCCCCACUAUCACACUUUUGAUGGACGCAGCUUUGAUUUCCAAGGUACUUGUGCUUAUACGGUGGUUAAGAUCUGCAGCACCAGCUCCAAGCUGCCAUUCUUUCACAUCUUCACCAAGAGUCAGAAGAGUUCACCAUUCUCUUUCAUCAGUCACGUCACCCUCACCAUCUACAACUCCAGCAUCACCAUGAUCAAGCAUGAAUAUGGCCUUGUCAGAAUCAACCAGGUACGUUCUCGUCUGCCUAUACGUUUACAUGAUGGGAUGGUCUCCUUAUACCAUCGGGGGAACCAACUGGUUAUUGAAACACAGUUUGGUCUGAAGGUUUACUAUGACUGGAACUAUUAUCUAGUGGUGAAGGUCACUCCUGCUUUUCGGAGUCAAAUCUGUGGCCUUUGUGGCAACUACAACGGAGAUCCCAAUGAUGACUUUGCUACACCUUCGGGAGGCUUGGCCAUCAGUGCUGUGGAAUUGGGCAAAAGCUGGAAAGUGGAAGAUGGAGAUAUUGCUUGCAGACAUGGCUGCCAUGACACAUGCCUGCAGUGUUCUGCAGAGUUAGCAGCCAGAUACAAUGCAGAAACUUUAUGUGGCAUGAUCACUAAACACAGAGGUGGUCCUUUCCAUCGCUGCCAUUCCUUGAUUGAUCCCAACCCAUAUUUGGAUGACUGUGUAAUUGAUUUAUGUUCCUUUGAGGGUUACAAGCAGAUCUUGUGUCGAGCCCUGAAGACUUACGCCGAUGCUUGUCAAAGAGAAGGGAUGGCAAUAUCUGCCUGGAGGAAACGUGCUGGCUGCCCCUUGAUUUGUCCUGAUCACAGCCAGCACAUGGCCUGUGGCACAGCAUGUCCUGCCACUUGCAGCAACCCUGAUGCUCCAAAGAAAUGCCAUCUGCCCUGCAUGGAGACCUGUCAGUGCAAGCCUGGCUAUGUGCUUGAUGGUGGUAAAUGCAUUCCCAAAGACCAAUGUGGCUGUAUCUAUCACGGUCAGAUCUAUGCUCCCAAUGAGCAGUUCUGGGGUGAUCACCAGUGUCAUCAGCAGUGUGUAUGCAUUCCACAAGACAGGAAGGUGGUCUGUCACAGUUCCACUUGCAGGGAAGGAGAGGGGUGCUAUGUGGUUGAUGGCAUAAGAAAAUGUUACCCAAUUUUCUAUGGGACCUGCACUGCCCUGGGCCAAUUGCAUUAUAUCACCUUUGAUGGAUUGCACUAUGACUUCUAUGGAACUUGUGUUUAUCGUUUGGCUGAACUCUGCUACAAGUUAGGAAACCUCACUCAGUUCCAAGUCCUGGUUCAGCACCAAAGACAGGGAUUCAAGAACCCAGCUGCCACCAAAGUUCUUGAGGUCCAUGUUUAUGGGAUGGCAGUGCUUGUCAGCCAUAGCAAAGUCUUGGUGAAUGGCUUACUGACCAACUUGCCCUACAGCAUGGACUAUAACAAAAUUUCCCUCUACCGCCUGGGAUGGGAUAUCGUUAUCAUGACAGAUUUUGGUUUAAUGGUCACCUUUGACAUGAAGAAUAAUAUUCGUAUCACAGUGCCAGGAAGCUACAGGGAAAGAACAUGUGGCCUAUGUGGCAAUUUCAAUGGGAGAGUAGACGAUGACAUGCUACAACAAACUGGAGUACUGACAACUAAUCCAGGGGAGCUUGGCAGAAGCUGGAAGAUCCGGGAUAUCCCAGGAUGCCUCGAGAAAGAGAGAGAAUCCUGUGUGGACAUGGUGCAUUUGGAGCACACACAGAGAAUGAGUAGGGAGUGUGGCCUCCUCCUAGUUGCAAAUGGCCCUUUCAAGAUGUGCCACAGCAAGGUGCCACCUCAGCCGUACUUUAAUGACUGUGUCUUUGACUAUUGUUCGAAUAAGGGUGACAAGAAUGUCAUCUGUCACGUUAUUUCCUCCUAUGCUGCAGCUUGCCAAGCAUUAGGGAUCAAGAUUUCAGGGUGGAGGUCCAUCAACUUUUGCAAACCUGACUGCCCCACAAAUAGUCAUUAUAAAGUCUGUGCCAGCAACUGCCCUGUGACAUGUCACAGCCUCUUUAACCCAGUUCUCUGCACUGUUAACUGUCAUGAGGGAUGUGAAUGCAACCAAGGUUUUGUUUUGAGUGGUGACCAGUGUGUUCCCAUCUCGCAAUGUGGCUGUGUCCACCAAGGUCUCUACUACAAGACGGGUGAGUCUUUCUAUGUCAAUGGAUUCUGCAAGGAGCAAUGCAUUUGCCAUGUUGGUGGUAUCAUGGACUGUCACCAUUCCUCCUGCGGACACCAUGAGGCGUGCCGCGUGGUGGAUGGCAUCCAGAAGUGCCACUCACUUGCUCCCAAGAAGAGUGGGACUUGUCAUGUAGCUGGAGACCCACAUUAUAUCACCUUUGAUGGCUCCACGUUUGACCUUCAGAGCAACUGCACUUAUACACUGGCAAGAAGCUGUACACAUCACGAUUCCGUUCCAUCCUUCUCAGUCAACGUACAAAAUGAAAGGCGGUCCAGGGGUAAAAUCUCUGUAACAAAAGUUGUAUCUAUCACAGCCUACCAAAACACCAUUUCCAUCUUGCGGGAAAAGAGAGGCAUUAUCCUGGUGAAUAGUGCAAUGACCUACUUACCUUUCCGCCUUGAAAGCGAUGGUAUGUGGGUCUACUAUCAUGGAGACAACAUCGUGCUUCAGACAGACUUUGGCUUGUUUGUCUCUUUUGAUCAACUUUACCACCUGAUCGUCCAGGUGCCUGAGGCUUAUCAGGGCCAGAUGUGUGGUUUAUGUGGUAAUUACAAUGGGGAUGCCCUUGAUGACAUCUCUCUGCCCACUGGCCGGCCAGCCAUGAGUGUGCAAACCUUUGCAGCUGCUUGGAAAGUAGAUGUUCCCCCUGCUGCCUGCGCAGAAGAUUGUGCUGCAGUAGUGUGUGGUGCGUGUCAAGAGAGCCGGAAGGCCAGCUACAUGCACAGCACCCAGUGUGGCAUUUUGCAGUCUCCCUAUGGACCUUUCAGUGCUUGCUAUUCUACCAUCAACCCUACGGACUUCUACAACAAUUGUGUGCAUGACCUCUGCAAGGCAAGAGGGAACCCAGUGAUUCUCUGCCGAGCUCUCCAUGGCUAUGUUGCCGCUUGUCAAGCAGCUGGUGUUCAGAUCAAACCCUGGAGGACAGCAAACUUCUGUCCUAUGAAAUGCCCGGCCAACAGCCACUAUGAACUCUGCACCCGGGCUUGUCCCAGUAGUUGCAAAGAGGCAAAGAGCAUUACUAAGUGCCCCAACUACUGUACUGAAGGCUGCCGGUGCAGAAAGGGCUAUUUUAUGGCUGCGUACCACUGUGUCCCCAUCAGUCAAUGUCGCUGCUUCCACAAAGGCAUGUGGUUUAAGGGUGGAACUCCAGUGAUCACAGCCAAUUGCAUGGAGAAAUGCAUUUGUCAACGUCAAGGUCAACUGACAUGCACUCCAUUCCCAUGUGCAGCUGGAGAAACAUGUGUACUGAAAAAUAGCAAAUGGGACUGUGUCCGGAAGGAGGGCCACUGCACCAUUGCCCAUGAACACAUCUUCACCUCUUUCGAUGGAGUAUCUGGAAAGCUUCCAAAUGAUGGGGCCUUUGAAAUCACAGCACUUGUCAAUGCUAAGUCAGAAUCUUGGUUCCGGGUGGUGGUGCAGGUGAAGAAAUGUCCCCAGUGCGCUACACCUAGUGUGGUCUCUGUCACUGUCUAUUUCCACAAGCUGAUUGUGCUGGUGAAUAAGGAUACUUCAGUCUUGGUGAAUGGGCAUCCUGUGCAUCUCCCAGCUCAACCUUCCAAGGAAGUGUCAGUAACCUUGGUCCAAGACGUGGUGGUAGUGACACAUGAAUCAGGUGUACGGGUUCUCUAUAGUACUGGUGGUGACGUAACAGUGGCAAUCAGUGCAACACUGGCCAACAAAGUGUUCGGAUCCUGUGGGAACUUCAAUGGCAAUGGUGCAGAUGACCUGAGGCUUCCACAUGGUAGGAUGGCCCCCACCAUUACUGAGGUCCUCAACCAUUGGAGAGUCAGAACAGGAGUACAGCAUGGUAUGUAA
Molecule: messenger RNA, 6651 nt
Organism: Candoia aspera
Lineage: Eukaryota; Metazoa; Chordata; Lepidosauria; Squamata; Candoiidae
Product: IgGFc-binding protein-like
Exons: 9
Coding region: 1-6651 (2216 amino acids)
Molecular function (GO): protein binding
Source: RefSeq, a predicted model, not a curated record